AUGCCGCUUGCCCAAGGCAAGAAUAAGUCUCGAGAUGAGUCUGUUGAUGAGAUUUUUCGGUCUUCAACCAACGCUACCAAGGCUGCUCUCGCAGUACUUCUGACAACGGAAGCCAUGGCCGAAGUUGUGGUUAUUGCACUAGGUCUACCAGGCCUGUUCACAACUUGCAUAGAAUCUUUCGAACUUAUCCAAUAUGCAAAAACCUUUGAAGAUGACCGCAGAGAUCUAGUUCUUCGUCUUGAGAUUCUCGAAGCCCGGCUAGCGUGA
This is a messenger RNA of Bipolaris sorokiniana ND90Pr, 267 nucleotides long. RefSeq lists its product as uncharacterized. NCBI's taxonomy places the organism in Eukaryota, Fungi, Ascomycota, Dothideomycetes, Pleosporales, Pleosporaceae. The record is from RefSeq and is a predicted model, not a curated record. The transcript is spliced from 3 exons. The coding region runs from base 1 to 267 and encodes 88 amino acids.